Messenger RNA from Abrus precatorius (Indian licorice), 363 nucleotides. RefSeq lists its product as uncharacterized. The record is from RefSeq and is a predicted model, not a curated record. Bases 1 to 363 code for a protein of 120 amino acids. NCBI's taxonomy places the organism in Eukaryota, Viridiplantae, Streptophyta, Magnoliopsida, Fabales, Fabaceae. The transcript has a single exon.
AUGAGACACGGACACGAAAUUGAAGGUGAAGACCACCAAUCGAGGGUUUUAUACGAGCUUUGUUCCGUCAUCAUUCACACUCUCAAGUUCCCUCCAUUACCCUUUCCUUUUCCCACUUCGUAUCCAUAUUCUUCUACUGCCACUGCAUCAUCAUCAUCUUCUUUGCCACACCCUAAGAGACAACCUUGGUGGACAACGUUGGAGUCCUCGCAUGAUUCAACUGCUGCAUUUGCGUCUUUGUUUCUGGGUAUAUCUCUGGCCUUGAUGCUUUUUGGGUCGGUCACAUUCCUCGGUGGGUUGCUGUUGUUGCCUUGGGUUACUCUUUUGGUGCUUGUGUUCUAUGUCGCUUUCACUUGUCUCUAA